Tarenaya hassleriana is the source of this 583-nucleotide messenger RNA. Its product is annotated as non-specific lipid-transfer protein 3-like. Gene Ontology annotation, biological process: lipid transport. The transcript has 2 exons. Gene Ontology annotation, molecular function: lipid binding. NCBI's taxonomy places the organism in Eukaryota, Viridiplantae, Streptophyta, Magnoliopsida, Brassicales, Cleomaceae. Bases 44 to 394 code for a protein of 116 amino acids. The record is from RefSeq and is a predicted model, not a curated record. Gene Ontology annotation, cellular component: membrane.
UAAUUCACUUCAAAUAUCUUCACAGACAAACAAAAAAGGAAAAAUGGCAUCACCACUUCUGAAACUGACGUGUCUGGUCUUGGUGGUGGCGGCGGCAUGGCCAGCUACGGAGGCUGCACUGAGCUGUGGAACGGUGGCGAGCAAGCUGGCGCCAUGCGUAAGCUACCUGACCAGAGGAGGAGCGGUCCAACCGCAGUGCUGCGCUGGCAUCCGAGGGUUGGCUGCCAUGGCUCGAACCACUGUGGACCGGCGACAGGCUUGUAGGUGCAUGCAGAACGCUGCCAGAGGGAUGGGUAACGUUAACGCCGGACGCGCGGCUGCUCUUCCCCGCGUUUGCCGCGUUAAGAUUCCUUACCCUAUUAGCCUCUCCACCAACUGCAACAAUGUGAAGUGAAGCUCAGUAAAAGCCAAAACGGAGGAGGAGAAGAGUGAGUAACGCUUGAAGAAUAAAAUGGUGCAUUGGUUUGCGUGUGUUUCUUCCUUUACGAGUUUUUAAGAGGAGAUUUUGUAUUUAAAGCAAAAUCAUACAAAAUGUUUGGAAUAAUAAUAUUAUUAAUAAUAAUUCGAGUAUUUUUAUUUUAUA